AUCGCCGAAUUGACAGAUUCUGCAUUUGACUGUUACAAUAACCUGGAAAAUUUAUCAAAACCAAAACAUCAUGUCUCUGUUUAGAAAACCCAAGAAAAACAUCGUCCAGCGGCGGGUUUUCACAGAAAACGAUGAGGACGACGAAGAGCAUGAUGCGGACCUUCAUCAGGCCGCCUUGCAAGAGAAAAAGCCGAAGAAAAAGUCCAAGGAGAAGAAACCCACUCAAACGCUCCUCAGCUUCGAAACUGAAGAAGAGGGCGAAGUGUUUCAAGUGAGAAAGUCGUCGCACCACAAAAAGGUGAUGCGAAUGUUCGAGAAGGAGAAAAAGAAAAAGGAGCGGCCCGAAAAGGAGGAGCCCAAGCCCAAAGACGACAAGACUGAGGUGGUGACUGAUGAUCUGGUUUUGGUUGUGAAUCAGAGCCACAAAAAGCCUGCCACUCCUCCGCCUCCGGUGCUAAGCGGGCGCGAUGCUUUGUGCGCUGGGAAAGAUGAUUUAUCAUCCGAAGACGACGAAUCCGACGCAACAGUGCAUCGCUUUUCCAAGCCGGAUAAUGUGAAGAAAGUGCUGGAAUCGGGCGCUAUUCCCGACGCUGCGAUGAUCCACGCAGCGCGAAAAAAGCGGCAGCGCGCCCGGGAAAUGGGCGAUUUUAUCGCUGUCGAAGAAGAAGAGCCAGAGGACACAGGGCGCCUGAUCAGGGACGACGACAAUGAGGAGAGCGACGAGGAGCGCAUCGACAUGGACAUCAACCUGGCGAAACGGGACCAGGAGCGGAGGCGUGAGCAGUUCCUGCAGGCGCAGGACUCCGAUCAUGAGCUGGAUGAAUGGGAGAAUCAACAAAUCAGAAAGGGAGUUACAGGCGCCGCCAUGACUGCCGCCCAAGAAAUGCUGAUGGACUACCAAACGGAACAGGAAACGCAAUCCAAAGCCAUCCAGCUGCAGCCUCCGCUAAUCGAUCCGGACAUCCCCAGAACGCCGGAAAUGAUAGCCGAGAAACUACGGGAGCGUUACGCGGACGCGUGCCAGGCCAAACAGCAACAUUUAGCAAAAUUACACAAAAUCCAAGAGGACAUCGAGCAAGCCAGCGAGGAGCUUGAGGACGUGAAGCUCAAAGCCCCAGAAGCAGCGGAAAAGUUCCGCUUCUAUCAGGAACUGCGCGGCUACGUGACCGAUUUAGUGGAGUGUUUGGACGAAAAAAUCGGGGCGAUAGCAAAUCUGGAGCAGCGCGCGUUGGACUUGAUGGGCGCCAUGGCGAAAUUUGUGAUCGAAAGACGUCGACAAGACGUACGGGAUCAAGCGGAUGAAGCCACUGGGAAGGUGCUGGUCAAGAAAGGUCCAGAGGACGAGGAGAAAGUGCGAAGAGCUGCAGAGAGGGAAGGCCGCCGAUCGCGUCGCCGAAGAACUCGUGAACUCUCUGCGGCGCCAGGCACAGCCAAACACGUGGAAGGCAUGUCGAGUGACGAAGAAAUGUCCCAGCAGGACAUGUUGUUCUUCGACAAAGAAAGGCUGGAAAUCGAGCAGGAGUUGCAAGAGAUUUUUGAGGACGUCGUCGAAGACUAUUCCUCAAUCGUGAAUAUCCUGAUAAGGUUCGAGCAUUGGCGCAGCAAAGAUUCUGCGGCUUACAACGAGGCCUACGCGUCUCUUUGCCUGCCGAAGGUCGUCAGCCCCUUAAUCCGCCUGAAGCUAAUUCUGUGGAACCCUCUCACUGAAACCAAAGAGAUUGAGAAGAUGGACUGGUACAGAACCUUGGCCUUGUAUGGGCUUCAUGACGAUGAAACCGAAGGUGGACUGGCGAAGGACCCAGACGUGUGCCUCCUGCCCAACAUUGUGGACAAAGUCCUGGUCCCCAAACUCUCCAAUAUAGUGGACAGCUGUUGGGACCCGCUUUCCAGCAGUCAAACCUUACGCCUGGUCGGCUGUGUGGGCCGACUGAUCCGGAAAUACCCCACUUUAUCGCCGGACAGCAAAAACCUGGUCAAUCUCUUCAACGCCGUCUUGCACAAGAUGAAACUAGCGCUCGACCACGACGUGUUUAUCCCAGUCACUCCCAAGAUCUCCGACAGCAAGAACCAGUUCUUUCAACGGCAGUUCGCCUGCGGCUUGAAGCUGCUCAAAAACAUCACCAGCUGGCAGGGCAUCAUCAACGAGGCCAAACUCAAAGACCUGGCGCUCAACGCUCUGCUCAAUCGCUACCUGUUGAGUGCGUUGAAGUUUUGCUCGUUGACCGACGCCGGCCAGAAGAUGCGCCUGAUUAGCCAGAUCCUGCCGCGCGUUUGGCUGCAGGAAAACAUCCACGAGUUCAAGAUGUUCAUGUUGGCCAUCAGCAACUUGCAACAGCAGCUCGAUAAGAACAAUCCGCUGCAUCUGGAAUCGAUUGAUAUCCUGAAUGGGAUCCUGAAAACGCUGCGAUCGGCGCACAAGUGAAUUUUAUUCGGUUCCUUUGGGGCUCGGCUGUUGCUUUGAAUUACACAGACAUUUUACGGUUGAA
This is a messenger RNA of Dendroctonus ponderosae (mountain pine beetle), 2486 nucleotides long. Its product is annotated as PAX3- and PAX7-binding protein 1. The record is from RefSeq and is a predicted model, not a curated record. The transcript has 5 exons. NCBI's taxonomy places the organism in Eukaryota, Metazoa, Arthropoda, Insecta, Coleoptera, Curculionidae. Gene Ontology annotation, molecular function: DNA binding. Gene Ontology annotation, biological process: mRNA splicing, via spliceosome. Gene Ontology annotation, cellular component: nucleus. Bases 71 to 2422 code for a protein of 783 amino acids.